UCCAAGAAACCCCAGCAUGGACCGUCUGGCGCGCUACAUCGAGACCGCUCGCUCCGUCUACGACCUCGACAAGGUGUCGUGGCACGACGCAGUCCUCGAGGGCCUCUACUCCCGCGUCUUGUACUGGACGUUGGCAGGCUACGCGCUCGCGGCCAUCCCGCUCUUGACGUGGCAUCUGAACAAGGGCCGGCGGCAGCUCGUGGUGCGCGUCGCCUGCUCGGUCGCGUCUACGUGUGUGGCUUUGGCGCUUGGCGUCUGCAUCGACGACGUCCGCGAGCAGAUCUUCUUUGUGCUCGGGCUCGUCGUCGGCGCCUUCUGCACCGUCCUGCACUGCGAGAUCGCCGAGAUGGUCCGCGAGCACUUGAACACUUUGACGAAAUCAAAAAACGACUAAGAUCGAAGUUGGCUCCAUGGUGCGCUUCGAGCCACUAUA
Saprolegnia parasitica CBS 223.65 is the source of this 433-nucleotide messenger RNA. RefSeq lists its product as hypothetical. The coding region runs from base 17 to 394 and encodes 125 amino acids. The transcript is spliced from 4 exons. The record is from RefSeq and is a predicted model, not a curated record. Lineage: Eukaryota; Oomycota; Saprolegniomycetes; Saprolegniales; Saprolegniaceae.